Messenger RNA from Bombus pyrosoma, 2030 nucleotides. RefSeq lists its product as uncharacterized. Bases 228 to 884 code for a protein of 218 amino acids. The transcript is spliced from 2 exons. NCBI's taxonomy places the organism in Eukaryota, Metazoa, Arthropoda, Insecta, Hymenoptera, Apidae. The record is from RefSeq and is a predicted model, not a curated record.
AAAUAAUUAAAAACAGUAAAAAUUUUUGUUAUAAUUAUUUUAAUUACAUUUUUAUAAUAACCCUUACACGUACUUAACACGGAAACAACGAUUCUCCUAGAUAGUUCUUUCAAAUUUUUCAAACCUAUUUCUAACAAAAACUCAAUAUGAUUCUUCUUCCUUUUUCGUUUAAUAUAUUCUUUAUUUAAAUUUAAAGUACGUCAAUAUUAAAUUACUAAAAAGAAAACAUGAAAAAGAGCCGAAUAAAACAACUAAAUGUUAGUACAUCACAGCAUGAUUUUUUAGUAAAACCUUAUGGAUUUUGUUGUGAUAUCAAAGACUACGACCCAAAAUUAUUCUCAUUAAAAGAAGAGCCCGAGCCACUUUUUCCUUCAAGCGGUCCACUCGAAGGAGGACCUGAUAUUAAAUUCCGUCUUCAAGAACAUGACGACAUCCAAUCUUUCAGACAACGAAGUAUCCAAAGAAAUGCUCAACGAGGUGGACUUCGGAGUAAAUAUCGAAGUGGUCAACAAGUUAUUUGGAGUAACCAGUCGUAUGCCCAACCGUAUCGACGUCGUAGGUAUCGGACCCCCAAACCUGAGGGUACUGUAAAAGUCCCUGAAGAUAGAACCCAAGGUAGAACCCCAGAUAGAGGUAGAGGCAUUGAAACUUUGGGUGAAUUAUUGAUAUGUAAACAAUGCAGAGGACCUCUCCGAUGGUAUUUAGAAGACGAAAUAGCAGCUGCUCGUGACGUUAUGAUGAAGAGAAAGCAAGAAAUAUACAAGGCAGAAAUGGAAAAGAACAUUAAAGUUGCUAAACAGAAAGAAAAUAGAAGACGACGAAGGGGGAAGAAAAAAUUAAGCAAAUUUCAUGAGAAUACAUUCAAAGGAGAUAUAUUUAUAUAGAGAAGAUACAUGUGAAGGCAAAUAAAAAGAUAUAACAUAAAAGAACCUAAUAUAACAUUUUAUUGUAAUAAAAAUGUUUACAUAAUCUCAUGUUUAUUAGAGAAUGAAAUACUAUGAAUACAUUAUGCAAAAAUUACGUGAGGUUGAUUUCUUUCAAUGCUUUAGUAAUAUCUAUAACUCAAAAUUACAAAUACGCUUAUAUACAUACAUAAAUAUAUGAAAUUAAAAGUAAGUAAAAUGAUUAUUUCAACAUUUUUCAUACAAAGCAUAUUUUCAUAAAUACUGAACUAAAUUUUCACCAAAUUUUUUCUGCAGCACACAAUUUAUUUCACUACAUGCGUCCAUUAAAAUUAUUUAUAAAGUUAUAUAUAUAAGGUUAUUUAUAAAGUUUAUAAAGUAGUAUAUAAUUACACACAUAUAUCAAUACUAUUUUAUUAGAGCAUAAUUUAUUAGCAUUUAAGAAACAGAAAAAUUUGAAUCCAUAGAAAUAUCUGAAGCCCCUCUUAUUCUUUUGAAAUUACGAUUAAUUUUAACAUUAAUGAACCAAUCUUAACAUAUCUUAAUAUCGAAAAUUUGUUAUUAAUUCAUAACAAUUUCUUAUUGUAAAUUUGAAAAAUAAUCUGUUUCUUAAAUGCCAACAUAUAUGGAUUGAAUAAUAUAUAUAUGCGGUUAAUUUUUUAAACACAAUAUAAAAGUAAUGUUUAGAUUUCGUAUUUACGCAUGUUAUUUUAUCGCAAAAAAGCCAUUUAUGGAAAGUCAGGUGUAUAUAUAUAUAUUUUUUUUUUACAUACAUAUAUGUAUAUCAAUUAUGAAGUAUAUUAACAAUAUCACUCUUAAAGACGUUUGAUGUUAUUAUUAAGUAUUAUUCAAAUACAAAAACCGUACCUUUUCGAUAAGAAUGAUCGACUGUGUGCAGAAAUGCGUAAAUAACUAGAACUUACUUUUCUGUUCUUUUGUGUCAAACUUAAUAAACAUUUACUAUUUAUUGAGAAAGACAGAAACUACUCAGUUACAAUACUCAAAUUUUUAGAAUUUAUUUAGUUUGUAUCAACACCAGUUGGGUUGAAAUAUUAUUUUAUUUUCUUUCUAAUUAUUUUUAAAAGAUGAAAAACACUAUAUAGUAUGAAGUUUAGUAAUUAAUAUUUA